GUCUCCCAGAAGAGGCGAUAGACGCAUCCGGUGGUGCUUGUAGUAACUUUCAAGGUCAGGUAUCGUUUUCCAAGUUCCUUAUUCCAGUAAUAGGACCUACGCCACUGGGUGUUAUGUGACUCAGAGAGAGCGAGAGGAAUAGCGACAUGGUGCCAGUUCGUGAAGGGUGGAUGUUUGGGAGUUGGUUCUAUGUGCUCGUCAAAUUCAACUCCCUUUUCCUUGACAUCGAGUAUCCCUUUCUCCUAUCCCGUUGGAACUUGAACGAUUCUGAUGCUUCCGAUCGCCAUUCUGUUCCCGCGGACCUGUUACCAUACUUGGAGUUGGGGGAGAUGACAUUGAAGGAACUAAGGAGACUUUUGAACCUACCUGGAUGGACUUUGGUGGACACCGCCCCGCAUAAUACAUCCAUCAAGCGCAUCAAUGUCUCCGAAUACUCCCAUACUCUUUUCCUCGUCCAGGUACACGAAGUCUGUAAGCUCCAAGGAGUUGUGGAUGUGGUUCUCAUUCAUACAGCAGUCAGGGAAAUUCCCGGUUGCCACUGA
Darwinula stevensoni is the source of this 542-nucleotide messenger RNA. Lineage: Eukaryota; Metazoa; Arthropoda; Ostracoda; Podocopida; Darwinulidae. The record is from the annotation of a GenBank genome assembly.